Molecule: messenger RNA, 372 nt
Organism: Prorocentrum cordatum
Lineage: Eukaryota; Dinophyceae; Prorocentrales; Prorocentraceae
Source: the annotation of a GenBank genome assembly
GUCCCUCUCGCCCGCGGCGCGCCCGGGCGCGGGGGGCGCUGCUGCUCGGGGCGGCCUUCGUGACGGAGCACGUCGAGGCCCGGGACUCGGCCCACUUCGCCGAGCCGCUGCGGGCCGGGCCCCUGCUGCGCGCCGAGGGCCCGCCCCUGCCCGCGCCGGGGGGCGGGGCGCUGCUGGCGGCCCUGGCCGCCGAGGUGGCCGGCCUGGAGAGCGAGUUGCGGGCGGACGGGGACGCCGAGAGCAGCAUCGGAGGGCGCCAGCUGCAUCCAACCCUGAGUUUCUGGCGUCUCAUUUUUUGUUUCGAGCAGGGCGGUUUCUGUCCUGUUUCGGGUCCCGGGACUCACGUAUCGAUCCGGAUUGACAAUGACGCAG